AUGUUCGUGCUCAUGUCUAACCUUUGUCCUGGUUGGAACUUCUCCUCCAAUCACCGGUCUGAUGAUGAUGGCAGAAUUAUUCUCAUCUGGAGAGCCCCAGCUACAGUUAAUAUCCUGCACCAAUCAAGAAAGUCCAUUACUUGUAAAGUCAGCUUAUUAAAUGCCACCCAGUUCAUCUACACCUCUGUGUAUGUGUCUAAUCUAAGUUUUGAGCGAACUGACCUUUGGGUGGAACUCCUCAGUCUCCAGCAGUCUCACUCGCUUUAUAAUAGCCUGUGGAUGAUAGGAGGUGAGUUCAAUCAAAUCGUUCAUCAUGUCAAGCACUCAAACCCGGCUGUUAACACGUUCAACUCCAACAUGACUGAUUUUAAAGACUGUCUUUCUCAGUUGGGAAUGUUUGAUCUUAGCUUCCAAGGUCCCCUCUUCACUUGGUCAAACUGUCAACCUGCGUCUCCUGUUGCAAAAAAACUCGACCGUCUUCUUGUCAACAGCCAUAUCAUAAACUUAUUCCCAAAUAGUGUGGCCUCUUUUCUACCUCCCUUAACCUCUGACCAUAGUCCUUUCAUCAUUGACCUGUCCCACCAGUUACCCUCUGCUGGAACCCGUCUUUUUAAGUUUUUCAACUACCUGACCAAACACCCGAACUUUCAUAGCGUGUUACUUGAGACUUGGGUUCAGGCCGGAAGCUUUGGUUCCAAUCUCACUUAUCUGUGUUGGAAACAAAAGACCAUAAAGAGAGCUCUGAAAGAAUUAAACCGUGAGAACUUUUCCCAAAUACAAAGGAGAGUUAGUGAGGCUGACCGUUUGUUACAAGCUGUGCAGACCCUCUGGAGAUGUGCUUCCAUGCAAUCAAGCACUUCAAGUCCAUCUUGGGACCUGAUGUUCUUCCUCCUCUUGCCAUUUCAUCCUGGGUUGAUUGGUUUCAGUCACUUUUACGAGACUGAUAUCAUCUCCUUCUCUUCUGGAAUGCCUCAAGGUUUCCUCCCAGUGCGCUACUUAGGAGUCCCUCUCUGCACCAAGAAACUAAGCAUUAGUAAUUGCGAGAUGUUAAUUCACCAAGUCAAAUCUCGGGUUACCUCUUGGAGUGUGAAGUCUCUUUCCUUUGCCGGGAAGUUACUUCUCAUCAAAACAGUGAUUGCAGGAAUCUCCAAUUUCUGGUGUUCUUCUUUCAUUCUCCCUAAGGCAUGCAUUAACCGCAUCAACUCGCUUUGUAGCAUGUUCCUAUGGAAAGGAAACAUCGAGGGUCAUCACUCGGAUAGGGUAUCCUGGGAGACCGUAACUAAAGCAAAGAGUCAAGGAGGUUUGGAAAUUAGGGACCUCACAACUUGGAAUAAGGCAUGCUCGGGUUCAGUUUGGGUGGCUUGGUACAGAAAAGAGGUGCUGAAGGGCUCCCUUAACAACUUCUGGAUUCUGGCUAAUAAACUUCUAAAAGUGAUAAAUGAUGUUUACCCUUGGAUCAAACUCAGAGUUGCAAGUGGUCGGAAUUGUAGAUUCUGGUCAGACAACUGGUCUCCGUUUGGCAACUUAGAACGAUACCUUCAGGGUUAUCGGCUCCACAGAAUGGGUUUAUCUCGCUCUGUCUUGCUCUCUUCCCUUCACUGCCAGGGCUCUUGGGCAUUGGCACCUGCUCGAUCAGAACAACAAGUUAACUUGCAAGCUUAUCUGUCCACUUUAACCUUAACGGAGGAGGAAAACUACUAUGAAUGGGAGAUUGACGCAAAAGUAAUUCCCAGAUAUAGUACUGGACAAGUCUAUGGGAAGCUAAGAGGGGACAUAGACCAUGUACCUUGGGAGAAGGUGAUUUGGAACAUUGGAGGCAUUCCGAAGCAUAACUUCUUGGCUUGGUUGUUUGUAAGAGACCGCAGCCCAACAAAGGAUCGCCUUAUUGGUUGGGGACUAGCAGUAGAUCCAACUUGCCUGCUCUGUAAUUUACAUGGUGAAAGCAGAGAUCACCUCUUCUUUGAUUGUGAUUUCAGCUGGAUGAUUUGGGAGAAGGUGGCUAGACGUUGCAAUCUUCAACCUGUCCGAGAUUGGCAUGGCUCGCUUGAGCAGAUGCAGAACCUUCAAGGAGGAAAAUUGGCAAAGAACGGCCGACUGCAUUCUCAGAUCUUCCGCUCUUCCGACAACAUCGCUAUGAUCUUCUGCUCUUCUGACAACAUCUUCCUCCUAAUUAAUCGUCAAAUCAAAAACAGGAUUGCGAGCUUCAAGAAAGGAAAUCCAUCACUCUCAUCAAAACUUCUCCAACUAUGGCUCCUGACGGAGAAUGAUGGAGAACGAUCGGUGAUCUGGGGACGCCUU
Messenger RNA from Thlaspi arvense, 2298 nucleotides. NCBI's taxonomy places the organism in Eukaryota, Viridiplantae, Streptophyta, Magnoliopsida, Brassicales, Brassicaceae. The record is from the annotation of a GenBank genome assembly.